Cyprinus carpio (common carp) is the source of this 5446-nucleotide messenger RNA. Its product is annotated as maestro heat-like repeat-containing protein family member 1. Gene Ontology annotation, cellular component: cytoplasm. The record is from RefSeq and is a predicted model, not a curated record. NCBI's taxonomy places the organism in Eukaryota, Metazoa, Chordata, Actinopteri, Cypriniformes, Cyprinidae.
UUCUUCCUGAGCAGAAGCACGUGAUUAGGCGUGUUUACCUAUGGUACAAUGUAGCGUCUGUGAGACUAUCAACCUCAGCCGAAUAAUCAAUUAUACGGUCACAUUUGGGAUCAGAAGCGGUUAUUGGAUUUUCAUCAGGGCCUUCGCUGAUUAGUAAAUGCUCGAUGCAUCUGAGGAAGGGGAAGUCGUGUGUGUAGUCUGAGGUCGAGCGAGCCAGCCAAGCAGACAGACGAGGGGAAAGAGUGGGCUCUUUUGAGGGAUACUGGACCACCAGAUGAAUUCCUAAAUCUUUGCUGCUAGCCUCAUUAUGGGCGUUAUAGAGGAGACCGAUGUAGAGCAGGUGACCCUGGCUCUUUUGGAUGCUGCCAACGACAGGGAUCCAGUGGUGCAGGAACAGGUCAGGAAGUCCAUCUUGACACUUGGCAACCAGCAGCCUGAUAAAGUCCUGUCCAUGUGCCAGGACUACCUGCUCAAACAUCCCAAGCUGGUGGUCGGGCACAGAGUGUUGAUCUUGCAAACCAUUGAAUUGGUGGUGAAGAGCAGGAUUGAUGACAUCAGUUACCCCAAAAUCAAGAGUGUCAUACAGCUAGCAUCAGAUGAGAUGACUAAAUCGAAGGAGGUUGUCCCGGAAUGGCAGCAAGCAGCCAGUAAUAUUCUGGUUGCUGUGGGAAACAAAUAUAUUAAUGACAUCAUGGAGGAGAUACUCAGCAAGUUCCAGCCUGGAGUUUUGCCUCACUUUUUUGUGGUCCAAACACUAGCCAAUCUCUCGGACUCAAAUGUGUAUGGUAUGGUUCCUUUUCUCAAUGCUAUAAUGGGGACCAUGUUGCCUAUGCUGGGCAUGACCAAACAGGACAACAUGAAAUGGGUCUUCUCUUCUGCUCUCUGCCGCUUCAGUGAGAGCAUUCUAGAAUACCUGGCCAACCUGGACAAGGCUCCGGACCCCACUGUACGUAAAGACACCUUCUCUAGUGAGAUAUACUCAGCCUACGACGUCCUGUUCAACAGCUGGAUCCAGAGCAGAGAGUCCAAGUUGCGUCUGACUGUUGCAGAGGCUCUUGGGUCAAUGAGUCACCUGAUGGCACAUGAUAAACUGGAAGAACAGCUUCCCAAACUCCUUCUCACUAUACUGGGCCUCUAUAAGAAGAAUUCAGAACACUACAUCAUCACCAAGAGCUUAUGUCAGGUCCUGGAGGCCUCUGUGAAUAUGGGCAGCAGAGUGCUGGAGACACAGAUUGAUGUUCUGUUACUCGCUCUGCACCAGCAGGUAUGCUCACCUGUGGACUUCAGCAACCCUCCAACUGUGAAAAAUCACAACGAGGUCCUGCGAUGCUUCACUAUCCUUGCCAACACGUUCCCGGACCGUCUGAUGGUGUUUGUCCUCCAGAGGUUGGAGAACAGUAACGAAAGGAACAGAAUGGGCUCACUGGCUGUUCUCAGACACCUCAUCAACUCAUCCACCUCCAUUAUGGAAACCAAGAAGCUCCUAAUUCUAGCCAGCAUCAGGCAACCUCUGGCUGAUCACAGCAAUAAGGUGAAGAAGAGAGUGGUGCAGGUGAUCAGUGCUAUGGCUCAUCAUGGUUACCUAGAGAUAGAGGGAGGAGACCUACUUGUCCGUUUCAUCAUCCAGCACUGUGCUCUACCAGACACUUACCACCGAGGACAGCGACCUCCAGACCCAGAGGAAGUGAGCAACGAGGCUCUGCGUAGCAUGUGUGAUAACACAUUGCACCUUUUCACUACCACAGUGGGUCGCCUGACAGAUGUUCUGUGGCCUAUGCUGCUUUGCUACCUGACCCCAAAUCAGUACGCCAGCGCCACUACCCCCUUGUGCAAGAGUUUAAUCCUGCUGGCCAAUAAGAAACGAGCAGCCCAAGAAGCCAGCUUCAUCAUCGACUUCAGUGCACAAGGCUCUAGUCUUCCCUCACAAUAUAUCCUGAUGAUAAGGCUCUUGGUGAAUGCCGCGUUCCCGUUUCGAUGCAGGGGGCAAGGUGCUCCCUCCCUGAGUCUGCUCAAUGCUCUCAGCCCUAACAUUCACCCUAAAGCAGAGCCUCUGUGGGAAAACGAGAUUCCAAAGCUGCUCAGUUAUCUUGAAGAAUCAACAGAUGAUUCUUUGGAUAAAAAGAAGUGGGAAGAAAGUUUACUUCAGCUCCUGUCUAAAACUCUGGCAGCUAUUGACGACAGCCAGUGGACAGGUCAGCUUGCAGUAGAAGCCACACGAUACCUUCCUACCUACAACAAUGCUCUGGAGGAGAAGAGUUUUUUGUAUAGGUGUAUCGGUGUGAUUCUGCAGCAGUGCUAUAAUAAAGAGCUGGUCAGGAAACAGCUGCAGGAGAUCCUGAUCAGCGCUCGUCACAAUGAUGCAAUCGAAAGAACGGGUGUUGCCAUGGGAAUCGGGCUGUGUGCCAGCAGUCAUCUCGAUGGCACUCUGGAAAAACUGGAGGAGUUUGGGAAGUCUGACGCCUUCAGGAAAGCUUCCGGGAUAUUUGGUCUUCUCAAAGAUAAAAAUGAUGUUGAUGUGGAGAAAAUGAAGAGCACUCUCAUUUUGUGUUAUGGAUAUGUCGCGUUGCAUGCUCCAGAAGAUCAGCUCCUCACUCGCAUAGACAGUGACAUUCUCCAAAACAUCUCCAAGAACUUCAACACCAAGGUCCUGGGAUUUAAAGUAGAGACCAAGGACCUGACUAUGAAGCUCAGUCUCAUUCAUAGUGUCGGACUCAUUGCCAAGGCCAUCAGACAAAGUGUUCGUAAACAGGGCUUCCUGUUCUCCCGCAAACAAGAGCUGAUGGGCGUUAUGAUGGAUUUCAUAAAAGCAGAACCAACAGAUGUCAUGCGGACCCCUAUUCGCCAUCUUGUUUUGACCACAUGUGCCAACCUUAUAAACUUAAAUCCUCCUUUAACAGAAAAUGAAAACUUUGACUUGUUAAAAACAUGUUUGAAUGGAGUUUAUGGGCUUCCUACUGUGGACACUCCAGACAAGGCUAAAGAUGAAGAAGCCCUGGAUCCACAGCAAAGAGAGGUCUUAUAUUCAGAUACUUUUAAUGCUCUUCAUGAAUUGUUGAGGAAUGUGUUAGCCAGAGACUUAAGUCCUGAUGGUCUACAGUCUGUGUUCAAGCAUAUAGAGAGCUGGCUAAGCUCAGGACAAGACCAUGAGCGGGAGAGGGCAGUAAAGACCACAGCAGAGUUACUGCAGUUCUACUUGGACAGUCUCAGUGUGAAGAAUCUAGUGACAUUCCAUAAUUUGGGAGCUCUUGUGGGACGUCUGGGCCCACGGUGCACAGACCCAAACCCUGAGGUGCGACGGGCAGCCAUAGACUGCAUCUAUAGACUAAUGUACAUUCAGCUGCGCUAUGAAGGCUUUUCACUGGACUACAAGGAUGAUUCAGUUGAGGGCCUGUUAGAUGUUCGCGAGAAGCUAAGCAAUCCUGACCAUUCAGUCUUGUAUAAAACAUGCUCUGAGCUGACUAAGAUCAUCAGUAAGCGUUUGCCCCAGCAGCAGUUGAGCACGCUGUUGUUUAUGCUGUUUGAUGGUUUGGUGGACUCCCAGUCCAACUGUUCCAGAGCAUCCAGCGUGAUCCUCAACACCUUGCUGAAGAACAGAGGUGCUGGCCUGCAGGAUCUGGUGCCAGAGAUGCUGGAGGUGUUGCACAACCGGCUGCAGUUGAUUGGUGAAGAGCAGGUGAAGGCAGCCAUCGGUCAGUCCGUCCUCAUCCUCGCUACACAGCAUCUGCAGACAGUGGUCAACACGCUCGUUGCCUACCCACUACCAUACGACAGCUGGAGCUGUGAGAUGUGGAUGGCUCUAGGAGCAGACAGCACUCUGGCCCUGCAAAUCAUAGAGAUGAUUAUCGAGAAGCUGAAUGUUAUGGUUCCCUAUGUAGAUAAGAAAGAGUCUAUGUUAAGACCCGGUUUGACCAAAGUUGCCACAAGCCAACCACUUGCUAUGACCUGUGCCCUACGUGAGAUGAUGCUGAAUGGCCAGUCAGCUGACGCCGUGGCAUAUGUGUUUCCAAAGCUCUUCAGCUCUCUACUGGUGCGUUUGGGCUCCAGUGUGGGAGUUCAUCUACCUAAAGAUCUCAACAGCAACAGCAUCAUUUCAGACCGCAAAACAAUCAACAAAAUUAAUAUGACCAAUUUUGAUGUGUGCGGGGUGGCAGUGGAGGCCCUGCGGAUCCUGCUGGGUCGAGCUCAGCUGGAUGCUGUCGUGAAACCGUUAGAUCAGGAGGGAGCUUGGGACAAGAUGAAGGACCCGCAGCAGCACACAACAGGAGUCACUCUGCUCUCCAGAGCAAUGGCAAAGCAUGCUGGUCCAAGACUCCCUGCAAUUGUGGAAAAUCUGUGUCCUUCUCUCUGUAAUAUUUAUGAGUGCCAGAGGGUCACAGUCACAGCAUUCUUUUCUGAGCUGCUGAACCACCAUGUAGUGACUGAACUGAUGAUUUUGGACAUGUUGAUGAACAACAUGAUGGAAAGAAUUACUGAUACCUGCGGUACGGUUCGCAUGCUGGCGGUCCGAGGCCUGGGGAACAUUGCUGUGGGCUCCCCUGAAAAGGUGAAUAAAUAUGCAAAGGAGCUUUUAGCAGCCAUGAGUUCAGGUAUGGAAGAAAAGGACGAUCCAGGGAAACUCAUCACACUGGAGGCCAUGUCUGGAAUGUCCAAGAUAUUACUUUACCUGGACCAAAAGAACGUCCAACUGCUUGUGGUUUAUAUCUUCAUGAAGAUUAAACCAUUUCUGGAGAAUGAAAACGAUGAGAUCCGUUGUGCUUCCAUCAUGCUCCUGGGGAACCUGUCGAAGUUCGGCUCGGGUGAGCCUGUCUUUAAAGAUCAGAUCCACAAUGUUCUGGUCAGCUUGCUGUUGCAUCUCAGUGAUCCCAACCCUCAAGUGGUCAAGGCAUGCAAGUACGCCAUGCGCAUAUGUGCUCCAGUCAUAGGUUCAGAACAGAUCUCUGCCAUGUUCCAGAAACAUCUUCUUGAGGAGAAGGGUCUGCAUUAUGGAGAGUUCAUUAAUGACCUCACCAAAUACCUAAUCCAGGAUUUUCCAGGCAUGCUGAACUUCUACCACAUCACAGUCAUUCAGUUCUUCAAGAGUAACUGGGCUGAGAUCAGAGCCAGUGCUGCCAUGUUUAUUGGGUUUUUGCUGGGGAACCUUCAUGAUGAGCAUUUCUCCCAUAUGAACAUGGGGUCAGUGACCAAAGGUCUGGUGAUGCUGCUGCAGGAUCCAGAUCCUCUCGUGCGGGUGAAAGCCGCUGAAGCCAUGGGUCAUUUUCACUGACGUUACCCUCCACUCUAUAGCCAAUCAGAUUAGUCUUUGAUUUUUGUUACUUUGAAUAAGGAGGAAGCUUUGAAUUGUUGUGUUAUAACAAGCUUUGAAAGGUUUUUAUUAUUGACCAAAGACUGUGCACUUAUUCUGUAAGAAAAGAGAAGAAUAAAACGGAGGAGACAUUUAUUGACGUUA